Molecule: messenger RNA, 2527 nt
Organism: Cadophora gregata
Lineage: Eukaryota; Fungi; Ascomycota; Leotiomycetes; Helotiales; Ploettnerulaceae
Exons: 2
Coding region: 90-2153 (687 amino acids)
Biological process (GO): proteolysis; peptide metabolic process
Cellular component (GO): mitochondrial intermembrane space
Molecular function (GO): metalloendopeptidase activity
Source: RefSeq, a predicted model, not a curated record
CGUUCUUGCAUGAGCCAACGUUCUUAUCCUUGGACUAACAAACAUCCUUCACUAUAUUCUUGCGCGCUCUUCACUCAAAAUUUAUAUUGAUGCGUGUAGAUAUACGACUAGGAUCCUUUACAAGUCCCAGACAUUUCAGGGCUAUCAAAGUACGGCUGUACCCCACUUCCAGACCCCGCUUUAAGAUGCCACUCCAUCAAUUUCAAGAGCCUCCUCAGCUCCCAGUAGUCUUCAAUCAGACUCCUACAGGUCUGAUAGAUCUCACUCAGACUACCAUUGCAAUCUCACGAGCAACACUCGACGCCCUGGUCAGAAUCCCACCUUCCGAAGCCACGUUUGCAAAUUUCGUGCUUCCGUGGAUUCACGACCGCAACAAUCGCAUGAAGACCAGCUCUCUCACAGCUCUCUUCAAAUCUGUUUCUCCAUCCCAAGAGCUGAGAGAUGCAUCUAUUGAGUGCGUUAAGAUGUGGUCUGAGUUCGGCCAGGAGAUCGUGGCGAGGCCCGAGAUCUAUGUCCUGUUUCAGGCGGUGAAGGAGAAGGGCGAGGUGCUAGAUCAGGAGGAGCAGUAUUAUCUCGAUAGGAAAAUAUCACAACUGGUGAGGAGUGGUGCUGCACUUCAGGAAGGGCCGAUCAAGGAGAGGUUCCAGAUUGUUACGAAGAGAAUUGAUGACAUUGAGUCGGAGGGGGGCAAACGGAUUCGCCAAGAGAGUGGUGGGAUUUGGUUCACCGCUGAAGAGCUGGGGGGGUUCCCUCGCGAUGCUCUUGAGACUUUGAAGAAAGGAGAAGGAGAGAAUGAAGGGAAGUACAAGGUUACGUUUGGGACUGUUGAUCUGGACCUGGCUUCCAAAAACUGUGUUUGCUCGGACACAAGGAAGCGGAUGUUCUUCGGCAAUGAGAGCAAAUGUCCUGACAAUGUGCCGUUGUUUCAGGAGAUGAUCGAACUGAGAGCAGAGCAUGCUGAACUGCUUGGAUACAAAUAUCAUGCUGAUUUGGUGAUCCAAGAUCGGUUGAUGACGAUGGAAGGAGUGGCAGAUUUGUUGGUUGAUCUGCAGCAAAAGACAGCCCCUGCUUCAGAAUCGAGCAGGGACAAGUUACGAAAGCUCAAGAGGGAGCACCUAAUUUCACAAGAGAUCGCAGAAAUCGAUAUAGAUGACCGCUUGUAUCUAUGGGACCAGCUUUUCUACAUGAGAUUGAUGGAGGAACAAGAGAGCAGUCUAGACCAAAACAAAAUCGCAGAGUUCUUUCCUCUCCAAGAAACCAUUGAUGGACUGUUAACGAACUUCGAGACUCUAUUUGGAGUUGUGUUCAACGAGAUUUCGGAAGAUUCACGGAGGAUACUUAUGGAGAAACAAGGACAGGAUGCAUCUGCCAUAACCUGGCAUGAAGAUGUCGCGGCAUAUGCGGUCUGGAAUGAAGAAGCACUCGGAGGCGAUUUCUUGGGAUAUCUGUACCUUGACGUUUUAAAGCGGCAAGGAAAGAGAGACCAUGCUUGCUGCAUUACCUUCCAACCAGGAUUCGACACCAUUGACGGAGGGCAACAAUACCCCAGCGCUGUCCUCGUGAUGUCCAUUCAACGACCAACUCCAACCAAGCCUACACUAGUCAGACACCGCAACGUCGUAACCAUGUUCCAUGAACUGGGCCAUGGAAUCCAUUGCUUGGUUGGCAGAACCCGAUAUGGUGAAACCUAUGGCACCAAGACCUCUCGAGAUUUUGUCGAGAUCCCCAGUCGCAUGCUCGAGAAUUUCUGCUGGGAUCCCAUCAUCCUCCAGAACUUGUCCAAACACUACGCAUAUCUCUCUCCGGAAUACAUGGCAUCCUGGAAAGCCGAAAAUCCCAAGUUGUCGGAACCACCUGAGAAAGCACCACUUGAGCACUUAGAAAAGCUUGGUGCAAGUCGCAAAGUGACACUCGCGCCUCUGACGCAGAGACAAAUCGCAUUCGCUAAGUUUGACAUGGCGAUCCACUCUAUCUCGAACGAAGAAGCGAAAGCUAUGAACCCAGGCGAAACGUAUAAUCGCAUUCGCAAAGAAUGCACUGGUCUUCUCGGCCCUGAGAUCGAAAGUGGUGGCUUUGGAUGGGGCUGUGGACAUAGCAGAUUUUCGCACAUGUUUGGAGGGUAUGAUGCUGGGUACUACACUUAUGUCAUGUGAGUUUUCCUUCUAUCCUGUAGCUAAUCUAAGUGAGAGACGGUGAAUUGAUCAAGUGCAGAGCAUCUGUGUAUUCGAGCGACUUGUACCAGACACGAUUUGCGAAAGACCCACUGAAUGGAGAGGAAGGUCGCAGAUACAGAAAGUUGGUCCUGGGUAGAGGAGGAAGUCGUCCUGAGAUGGAAUGCUUGGAGGAAUAUCUUGGCCGAAAACCGAAUGGGGACGUUUUUGCGAAAGCUAUUGGAGCAUAAGUUGGGGUGGUGUGCCUCGCUUAGGAGAUGACCCGAUGCCGGACUUAGUAAACAUGCCCUUUUUAGCACAUCUAAAUCCACACGGUUACCUUGUAGCCCGGUCUAAUCCCUAGAUUAAGACUCUCG